AUGAGCACAGACGCAGAGCGGCAGCCGCACAUCGAUCCAGAGUCAGACGAAGUUCAGCUGGAACAACCUGUCACCAUGAAGAGGACCGCUGUCUUCGUGUUUUUAGCCCUCUGUGCUCUCUCAGGUGAGAUUUUUAACCAUUAAUUUACUCAUUAAUUUAGUGAAGUGAAAGUGAAGUGAGUUUUUUAAGCAUUUAAAUUGAAAAGUUUAUAUAAAAACCCUUCAAAUAACAAAGCAGCUUUAUUUAUUUCAUGUUUUUUAUUUUAAAAGUGGCAUUCAUGCUGUAAUAAAACAGCCUGUAAACGUAGUCUGUGUUGGGUUUUAUAAGUGACACUGUGCAGGGUUUGAAGAGACCACAGCGUGACUUCCUGGAGUGUUUAGGGAACAGAAAAUUUCCGCAGUCUUUCGACCUUGAUGCAGGUCUGAGUCACAUGUCAGCUGGCAGAACAAAGAUGUUUUUUUUAAGGGACAGGAUGGAUUGCAACUUGACUUCUGCCAACAUUUAAAUGCAAAAAGCAGCAGUGAUUGAAAACAGCAGACGAUUAAUCUCUACCUCACUGUUUCUAUGAGGAAUAAAAUGUUAAACUCUGACUUUAAACUCUGGAAUUUGACUUUCAUUUUCAGUUCUCUAUCUUGUCUCUACAGCACAUUGAAAAUCAUUUGACAGUUUUAUUACACUUGAAGAAAAAGUAGCUGCUUUUGCAACUUUUCAAUACAGUUACUACUUAGUAGAUUAAAAAAAUCACAAAAAAGUUGCAAAUACUCCAUCAGCUACAAAAGAAACAAACAUUUAGUCGGGCCUCAACUAAGUUUUGAAUGUGAAAAUAAAUACAUUUUAAAAAGUUGUGACAUUUUUUUUUAAAAUCAUAUUUUAAAUAAUCUCAGAAAAUAUUACAAAAAUCUGAGAUGCUAUUUUUUCUGAUUUUCAUGAUCUCUGAGGCACAUUUUUUAAAAAAUUUACACACAAACUGGCUUUAAAAUGUCCAAUUUACAUGCAGUGUUCCAGUUUGUAAUGUUUGAGAAUUCUGUUAUAUGACUAAUAUUGUGAAACCAUAAAUUUAUUGUUAUUUUUUCUAGAUCUAAAGGUCUCAUUGGUAUAAACGUUUUGGUGGUAUUAGAGACUGUAAUAACUGCAGCUUAAUCUGUUUUGGAGAAAACACACCUGAUCAAAGUUCAUCCUUUAAAAAGUUCUUGUGUUUGCCCCUGGCAGGCUUAGGUUUUUCCUCCACUAUAGAAAAGUUCCCCACAGAUGCUGAUCUCUGCCAUAAAGAGGAAGGUGAUUAUUUUUAAACUGAACUCGCUCUCCUCAGAACAAGCAGACUCUGUGAACAAAAGCAAUAAUUUUAGUGCUCUGAGAACCGGUGUUUCCGGUCCUUCUGACUCCAUCACUUACAUGUUUCUGUUUCAUCAAUCUUGUGCUGGAUCAAAACUCUAAAUAGACAAACAGGAGAGUCAUUAAAUGACUUAACAGCUCAACAAUCUGAUGCAGCAGCAUACCAGCAGCUCUCAUGUUAUUAGGUCUUCAAAUGGACUCUGGUGCUUUUAAAUGGAGCAUCUUCAACCAGAAGGUCCAUCUUUAUGGGGAUCAAAAUGUGAGUGACAAAAACAGGAACUUUAAGUGGAUGAACUUUGGUUUGGCACAUUUACCCUCAGAGGAUUACAGCUCAGCUUUCUUUACAGCUGACGACUGAAGCAAUCAAUGGGAGCAUUUCGCAAACUUUUGGAAACUUUAAAACCACUAAACCCUGAGUUACGUAGAAAUGAAACCAGAGUUUACAAAGACAGGAGAUUUUCCUUGAAGUGCUGACACUGACUGGAAGUCUUUGUUUUUUUUGCAGUCGUAACACUUCCCAUCCAUCCGUUGAGCCAGUUAGCAAAAGGGCUCUGGUUAGCAGAGAAUGUUUUUCAGAGCUGAGUCAUCACUUUAAUUUGAAUGUUCAUGUAAAACUAUUUGAAAGCUCCGUCUGAACCUGCAGAUAAGCUGUUUGUGUGUCAUGACCUGUUUUUUUUUUUUUAUAUAUAUAUAUGACUGAGUCACCUGAUGCCACUGUGAGAGCUGUCAUGUUUUUAGACAGAGGCAGUCUGAUCGUUUCUAUGUCUGUUUACUAGAUCAGCUGUUUUAGCGAGCUGUCACUAAAACUUAGUGACAUUGUUUUAACAUCAUCAACACAUCAGUUAAAUAAUUUGUGUAUAACUACCUGUAUUAUCAAACCUCCAAAUAAUUAACACCUCAACUUGCUAAUCAUUUUAUCUCCAGGCUUUUUAUUUCUGACUUUUUUUGGACUUUGUUUAAAAGAGCCAUCAUGAGCUCUUUCUGGAUGUGUUUAUGGUAUUUUUCCUUCCGCUGUCUAGUUUACCAUAUUUGGACAGAGAGCUUAAACACAGGGUUAGGCUAGAGGCUAAUGCCAGAGCAUGUUCGGGAAGCAUCUGUAUCAAUACAUCACUGUGAUAUGGAUGAGGAAGCUGAUUUAGGUCAGCAAAGAACAGGCUUAGGCCAGAUCUAGGUUCGAUUUGUAACCUCCAGUAACUGAUGUGCACGCCCUGAUUUGUGGAUUGUCCUAAUUAUUUGGCCCUGUAAGCCUCAGGCAUGUGGUUGGCAUAGUCAGUGUGAAUAUUUUACGUUCUUAGGAUUGCCUCCGUCAUAUCACUCACAAUACCCAGUGAAGAAAACAGACUUGGAUACAUCUACAACCAAACAAGCAGUAACUUUUGGUCUGGAGAAAUCAAGUGUAAGUGUGUGCUAAUUGUGCUAAAAAGUGCAGUUCUCUGAGUAUCCACUAGAGGCUGGCUUCCAAAGCACUAAAAUCUACAUUCACACUCAUUGAAAAAAGCCAACUUUUAGAGUAAAAAUUAGCCAGGUUAAAAGAACAGUUUUGGUCUGAAUAGCUCAAUACUGAGUGAGUUCACUAAUGUGCUUAAUAACACAAGAAAAGAGACUUAAUCUCCAGAUUUAAGAGCCUCUCUGAAGUUUAAUGCAAGACAAACCACAACCGAACUGAAAAGGAAAAGGCGUGGGCAUUUCUGUGAAAUUUGGUUUCUGUGAAACAUUUAGUGUGUGGUUUAACAGUCUUGUUGAAGGGUCUUGUGUGUACAGAGAAUUGUAAAAAAAAUCCAACGUGUAUGGUCUCUCACCAUUUUAAAUGUCCUCACAGACUAUCCUGUGUUUUCAUGUGGCACCAUCCAUAGACCAUCUUUGUUUUUGCUUGGAACAAUUACUUUUACAUCAGGGAUAAUCUUAUCUUUUUUCUAUCAGAGACCAUCUCCUUUCCCUAAGGACUAUCUUGUUUUGUCCAGGGACUAUGUGCUUUUCUAGAGACAGUCUUGUUUCCCCCUGGACCAUUCUUUUUCCAGGGACAGUCUUUCCCUGAGGAACAGUUUGUUUUGAGAAGGAACCACAUUGAAGUAGGUAGUUUCUUGUACAUGCAGUGUGCAAUUUUGUUUUCUCUAGUAGAUUAUGUUGGUCUUUGUCGCCCAGUUACCUUUUCUUUUUCCAAUGAACCAUCCUGUUUUCAGAUGAUCUUGUUUACUUUAGGGACAGGCUUUAUUUUCUAGGAGGCAUCUUGUUUUUUCCUGACGACCGUCCUUUUGUAACUAGAGACCAUCUUUGCUCAACCACCUUGCUCUUACAAGAGACCAUUCAGUCCUCUCAAGUGCCUAUCUUGUUGUUCCCAAGAAUUCAACCUGUGAUCCUCAGGGACCAUUUGUUUUUUUUUGGGAUACUAGCUUGUUCUUUGCUUGGACCCAUCUUGCUCACUAUUUAGAGUAUACAGUUAAUAAGACUAUCCUGUUUUCAGCUGGGACAAUCUUAAUGUCCCAGCUGAAAUCAUUUUCUCAAAGGACCAACUUUUACCGUUAUUCAUGAUCUUGUUUUUUUAGGGGCCAUCUGGCUGUGGAUUAGUCUAGUUUUCUUCAAUGACCAUUUGUUUUAAAGAGGACAAAUUUGUUUUCUGGAGGGACAGAUUUUUUUUAUGCGCGCUGAGGUUAAGCUGUAGUCAAUCUCAGUUUUUCUUUGGAGCAACCAAUUAUCCUAAAGGCCAAAACCCACAGGAUGCUUGUUGAAGCGUCGCAGCUCCAUCCCUGCUCUGUGCCAGUGGCAUCUCAACGUGCUGCUCUGCCUAAGAUACGCACCAAGUCUGUUUUCAACACACUAUGCUUCCAACACGCGUCAGUCUUAACAGAGCAGAUAGCAUCAGACAGGAAAUGAAGCACAAGCAGGAUAUAAUUAAUCAGGUAAAUUUCAAAAUAAAACGCCAUAUGUGGAUUCCUGACUGUUUAUCAGGUUGUGUAGAUGAGAAACACUUCCUGGUUAUGGAUUUAUCAUUAACACAGAACAGCCCCAUGGCCUAUCCUCGAUCCAUGUGGACCACACCAGGACGUUUAGCUGCUAACUCUGUCUGAAGGCAACAUCACAGCAAAGUGGAACAUAGUUUACUUUACUAAAGAGUAAACCUGCAAAAAUUCAAACUUAAAAAUCACGUUAGUUCACAUACAGUAGAAGCAGUUGGGUCUUUGUAAUACAUUAAACAAUGAGCGUGGUUUAGACCUGCUCUUUUGGAAAGCGUCUUGGGACAAUGACUGUUGUGAUUUGGCACAACAUAUAAAUAAAAAUUGAUUGAUUGUUUUCCCCAGACACAAUCUUGUUUUUCAUAUGGACUUUCCUGCUUUUUAUUGUUGAUGUCGGAGUCUGACUAACUUGGGAUCACUUUGUUUCUCAGCAACCUUUUUGUCUUUUGACUGGGGCCAUCCUGUCCUGGCCAGGGCAAAUCAUGUUUAUCCUUAAAAAUCACCUUUUCGUCAUGGGAAACUAUCUGGUUCAUUUGGUGAGCCAUCUUAUAUUUUCAGUGUAGUUUGAUGUUUUUAUUGGGGAAAGUUUUGUUUUCCGUGGGUUCACCAUGUUCUUGGCUGCAGAACAGGGUAGCCAAGGUUGUCAUGAGCACCACCCAAAUUUCUGAAGAACAAUCUUGUUUUCUGUAGGGGCCAUUUUAUGUGUUUAUUGAGGACAAUAAGGUUUAUCUUACUACUAUAAUUCUUCAAUAUACCAACACUAACAUGGAUGCUUUAAUCUACUUUACUGAACUUUUGCUUUAUAAACUUACUCAGCAAAAGCUUAAACCUGAAGGGUGUUUUUUCAUAUGAAUAAGAACCACAUUCUUGUUGAGUUUGAAACGUUUUAUAUGCAAGCUGAAUUAUUUAAUUUUUCUCUUUUUUCUGUUUAAAGCGCUGUCAUUGGCUGAAGAGGGAGAGAAAUCUGAUCCCUCUGCAACUGUGGCUCCUCCAGGUGAGUUCAGCCCACAGCAGCCAAGUUCCACCACCAAGCCUACAACAAAAAACCCCCCAACAACAAAGCCUACGACAAAACCCCCCCCAACAACAAAGCCUACAACAAAAAACCCCCCAACAACAAAGCCUACAACAAAAAACCCCCCAACAACAAAGCCUACAACCACCAAGCCUACAACAACAAAGCCUACAACCACCAAGCCUACAACUACAAAGCCCCCAACCACCAAGCCUCCAAUUACAAAUGCUACAACCACCAAGCCUCCAAUUACAAAUGCUACAACCACCAAGCCUCCAAUUACAAAUGCUACAACCACCAAGCCUCCAACUACCACCAAGCCUCCACCACCACCUACACCAACCCCCCCCACCAACUUGACUGUAGGCAACUACACCCUGAUGUCAGACAAAAAUGUUAUCUGCUUGAUGGCUCAGAUGGCGCUGCAGAUCCGACUGGUAUCGCAAAAGGUACGGUUCACUAGCCUCCAGAGUUAACAGGCCACUUAGAAACUUACGAACACAGACUGAACUUUCUGUAAACUGAGAUGAGUUAGCUUGUAAUAAAGCAGUGUCAGCAACCAGUUUUCAGGAAUUGAGAAAUGUCCUUUUAUAAGUCUGGAUUUCCUGCUUGUGAUGAGUGAUGUCUGUCAGAUGAGUUGUCAUGUGACAGUUGCUAAGCCUUCAUGACACAGCAAUGUUGCUUUCUUAAUCAUUUGUCCUGAGAAUGUUUAAUACAAGUGGUAAAUCUUUCAGGAAAAUGGGACCUUCAUUGUUCAGCCAAAGUCAACCAAAGUGCAAGGCGAAUGUAAGAGCCCCAAGGCCAACCUUACCCUGGUCUUCACUGAGGGAUCCAUCACCUUCUUGUUCAACAAGGUACUUCAGAUUCACUCUUUUUCAAAAUUUGGUCAAUCUCUGUCUUUGUAGUACCUCAUAUGUUACCUCAUUACCGUAGUUUGGGACUCCACUAAAAGCCCGCAGCAUGAGUGACUUUGACAUACCAAACAUUCACUCUUUUUGAAUCAUGACCUUAAAUUUGGUCCGUGCUUUUACAUUGAAAAUGGAAUCAGGCAACAAUCCUUAAAAAAGAGGAAGUUAGGUUACAAAGCCUGCUAUGAGAGCAUGUGACAGGGAAAGUGCCUCACUCCACAGUCCUUGUGUGAUUCAUUCUGUGGUUUUCUAUGGGACUCCCCCAAAGAUUAACAGGUUGUCUCUACUAGUGCAUCACUGCCAAACUGCUGACAUAACCUAGAAAUAAUCACGGUAGCAAAAUAGCAGUAGCAAAUACAGAGAGGUGACCUUUAUCUCAAGGGAGUUAAGGGUCAGUAACAUUUCACUCAAUGAGAGUCUGCUCUGAAGCGACACUUGUUUAUCCAGGCUUUUGGUAUCCAGUUAUGUUUAUUGUAGUGUGUUGUUAAGCGCUUUGGGUAUCUUGAAAGGCGCUAUACAAAUGCAAGAUAUUAUUAUUGUUAUCAUUAUUAACCUCACUUUUUAUUUUACUGUCAACAAAGGAACUGUAGUGUGAGGCAGUAGUUACCUGUAGCUAGGCUGCCAUCAGCAUCUUAGCUACAUUUUGUAUCAGCAGUGAUUAAGCAAAAAUGCUAAUUUUGCUAGAAAAGUGCAGGAAUCGCAUAUUAGUGGUACUAAAUUGAAUGAUGAUUUUUAGUGAGGUUAAAACGAGGGAUGUUUAGGUUUAGUCAACUAGAUCACUACACAUGGCCAACCUUGCUAGUAGUUACAAGAAUUAUCAUUUGGUUAUCAUUAAAAUUCCAGUUUUAUGUUGUGGCUAAACUGUUGUGCAGCUAAAAGCUCCCGCCACAACACUGAAAUGCUCUACUUCCCAGGUGUAAACAAAAACAGGUGACAAGUGGCAUUAAAUAGGUUCACAUGGUUUUGUUUUGAUUCAGAAAAUGGAGAUAAAUUUGAAUGUUUGCUGGUUAAACUGAUAACAACUCAACCAGAGCAAAGAGUAACCAGCACAGGUAUGUGGACAAAAAAACCUUCGAGGAGGACUGAAUGCUGAUGGUGCUAGCUGUGCUAGACUCUGAGAUCCCAUACUGUUAAUAAAGUAAAUAAGCUGUGUUUUAUUGACUGUUGUCAGAGAUUUUUUGUACCUAAACCCUAACCCUACAGUAAAAGUCCUUAUAAGUUAUUUUACAUCGCAAGUUAGUGAUGGUUGUAUUUAUUUAUUUAUGAAAACUUUGACUAAAAACAAAUUAAGGUUUUAAUAUGCUCUGUUCAGCACUGGAGGACAAACCUGUCUUUUUUGUUUGUUUGUUUUUUUACAUUCACAGAGUGCUGAAGACGUUUAUGUCCACACUCUGUCUUUCGACCUCAUCUACCCUUUGAGCAAAACUGGUAGGUCCAAUUAAUCUCAUUUUAUUCCACUUUCUCAACAUGGUUUACAGCCGUAUUAGAGAGUCCAAACUUUGGACUCUCUAAUUGGGUCACUGCAUGUGCUCUGAUAUCUCAGUGGCUGGUGGAGGUUGGGCAACACUGGCAAAUAUUAGCAUAGACAAGAAGCACACCAGGGCCAACGACUUCUUUGUUUGUGUAUGUGUGUGCAUUCAAAUAGGGUUAGAAAUAAGCUGUGGAAUUACUGUUAGGCAAGUGAUUUACUGUUAAGCAGGUAACACCAACCUACUUUCAGUGGAAUGUGGCCCAACAAGUUUGGUUCUAUAUCUGAACAUCAUUGUUUUUAUUUUCUGCUCUGAAAGCACCUGAGCAUGACUUUGUUUCAACUACUGCAGGAAACAAGUUCAGUGCCCACAACACGUCACUGAGGCUCUUCCCUGCAAAGGUUGGACUCUCCUACUCCUGCAAGAGCGAGUCUGUGUACAUGGGGAAAGGACUGUACCUGGACGUCAACCAGGACAGGAUGCAGGCCUUCAACCUGACCAAGAGCAACGAGUUCGGCCUGCGUAAGUGUCUCCAUGCUGACUAAAUCAGAGCACAGAGAAGUUAAAAAUGAUGCUCCUGCUCAAUGAAAAAUGUCAUUUAAACAUGCAUGUUUGAUUUGGUCCAAACAAAACAACCAUGUCCAAAAACACACGCCCAGAAGUGUUGAUCAAAACAACUAACUUUAAUAACUUGUAGAAAACUGUUCUGCUGAACUUAGCUUCAUUUAUGUAGCUUUUAUUACAUCCGACAAAAACAAGAAAGAAAAAAAAAACAUUGAAAUAAUACCAACUAAAGGUUGCAAUAAAGCUCCUAUUAGUGACUCUAAAUUUGAGUAGCUUCUGGCGCCUCCUGUGGACAAACAUCUACCUUGUACCAAUGUUUUUCCCUUUCCUGAACUUAAAGAGAGUUUUCAAACAGAUAAUCUCACUCUUCUUCUUUUCAUAGUAAAGUUUAUCACUUCUGAAAUUAUGAGAUUAGUUUCUGCAUUGGAUGCCUGACCCACUGCAGGGAGUAAGAAUUACUGCAUAGAUAAAAUGAGUCAUGUCACAGAUUGACUUGUUUGCUUUUGUAGGUCAUAAAUACCUACCACCAUCUGACACCACAGCAACAAAAGCAAACUCCUGAACACCAAAAUCAAUGAAUUCUGUGAACUCUGGGCCUGUUGUUCAAAAUAUAGAAGUUAAACAGAUUUUCUGAGAUCUUUUUGGCUUUUUUAUUUUCUCCUGGGUAAUUAACCUUUGGUUCAGUCCACUGUUUGUUGCUUUGGUGCAGCAGCUGUUCUUUACUGCUUCAGUGAACUCUUUAUGUCAUAUCAGAUUAAACCACCUUGUGAAACGAUCAUAUUGCACAUACUGUCAGUGGCUGUCAGAUGUAUUUUCACUUUCUAGAUUAAAAAUAUUCUCACACUGGUAAUGUCUUUGCAAUGCGGUGCUAAAGCUGCGUUACUUUAGCUUUUGCAUUCGGCUGCAAACUGCCAAAAGAUGAUCAGCUGUAAACGCAGUUUAUUUCUCACAGUUAUCCUUUUAAAAGAAUGGGGGCUUUUUUGAUACUACAUUACUUUAAGAAAGAUUUCACAAAGGCUUUUAAAACUAGUGAAAAAUAUUUCAAACUAUCUAAUUGCAUCCAUCUGUAGCAGUGAGAGAUAUGUUGAUCUCUCUGUUUGCAUAAUUUUGAAGCAAAAUUGAAGAAGUCUGAUAUAGCCUUAUUUACUUACUGUUCUAUUUCAGGCCAUGCUCUCUUUCACAUUGCAGAUCUUUAAACAGAUUUUUGCUUCAGUUGGAUAAAAUUGAAUGUGAAAAGCAGUAAAGCUUCCCUAACAUUAGUAUGGUCAUCAAAGCUCCAUCUUUGAUUGGUUGUGUUGACAGGUGUUUGUCUAACCUGAUGCGAAUGUGUUUUUCCAGCUGACCCGUGUCCCGCAGACCAGCCCGAUUAUCGCGUCGCCGUCGCUGUUGGAGUGACAUUGCUCGUGCUCAUCGUCAUCGUGGUCCUGGCCUACCUGCUUGGCCGCCGGAGGAGAACUGAUGGCUACCAGACUCUGUGA
Molecule: messenger RNA, 9718 nt
Organism: Xyrichtys novacula (pearly razorfish)
Lineage: Eukaryota; Metazoa; Chordata; Actinopteri; Labriformes; Labridae
Source: the annotation of a GenBank genome assembly